AUGGACAAUAAAACGUCAAUCGGCAUUUCAAUUAAUGAAAAAGAAAGAGCCAAGGCACCGAGACGCUCUCCAAGUAUCACAUCGUCCAUCAGCAGCGCGGAGACAGCGACUUCCAAUACGCAGGCACCAUCUACGUUCAAUCCGAGCAGAUCUCUAUUCAUAAACUCCCAGGGAGUCCGUCUCAUCCGCCUCCCUGUCGCCUCCUACGAGCUAGAGGUUAAUAUCCACAACCCAGAUGGCUCAGUAGCAUAUGUCUCCCGACGCGAAAAGCGGUCUUCAGGAGAUGCAACGCUCUCCUCCCCUCAGUUCGGAGACCUACUUAAGACAUGCUACUUCUUCGGGCCUCAUCGCGACCCUGUGAUUCAUACGAACACAGACACUGCCGUCAAUGCCUCUACUCCCGAAAUCAAAGUCGUGGGAAAAUGGAAUUCUCGCACGCAAUACUUCACCACGUUCUACGGCGACUCUUUCCAAUGGCGGUACAUCCAAUGUGAUGAUCCUCGCUGGAAUUGCAAGAAGCUCCUUGUCCUGGAGAGUCUGGAGAAUAAUAAUCCCGACAGGAUUGGCCGACGUGUUGCCCAAUUGGUGAGGAAUGAGCAUACCAGACCGCAGGGUGCUUCAAAAUCUGCGGCUGGCAAUGGAGGGGAGUUGCUCCUGGAUGAUCGUGCGAUAGGGGUAGAGGUCGACGAAGCACUGGUGGUGGCAACUUGUUUGCUGAUGUUGAAGAAAGAAAUUGAUCGGAGGAGGAUGGCAGAAAUAGCGGUCUUUGGGAUUGCGGCAGCCUGCUGA
Messenger RNA from Coccidioides posadasii C735 delta SOWgp, 789 nucleotides. The record is from RefSeq and is a predicted model, not a curated record. NCBI's taxonomy places the organism in Eukaryota, Fungi, Ascomycota, Eurotiomycetes, Onygenales, Onygenaceae.